Molecule: messenger RNA, 822 nt
Organism: Symbiodinium pilosum
Lineage: Eukaryota; Dinophyceae; Suessiales; Symbiodiniaceae
Source: the annotation of a GenBank genome assembly
AUGCGCGGGGCUUUGCAACAGCUCUUCCUGGACAGGCUGGCGACGCCUUCAGACUUUGAGAGCCUCUUUAGGAGCUGGCACGGGCGGUCGAGCUUCGAAGCGCAGAUGCCGGGGGCUCCGGACCCCAACCCCAAGCCGGACCUAGAUUGUAAGUGCUUCCGAUACCAAAAGGAGACAUUGGAGGACAUUAACCACCUUCAGCACAACGUGAACUUUGCUCGGAAGAUGUUCGAGCCAGCUGAGAUCACGCAGGAGAUGCUGGACAAAGCUAGGGACGCAAUCGCCAAGAAGAAGGAGAUGAAGGAGGAGGAGGCCGCCUCCAUCGACACCAGCAGCUUGUGGUACGCCAAGUUUCCCGAAGAGAUGGCCAAGAUCGCAAAGAGCGGUGCGAAGGUGCGCGUGAAGCGUGGGGAGGAUGAGAACGAAGCUUGCCUUGUAUCCUACCCAGACAAGGUUGGAGCCCGAAACAGCUUGCGCAUGCGAAAGAAGGCUUUGUGGGAGCUUUGUCCAGCACCGGGACCAGGGGACAAGAAGGUGCCAGAUGAGGACCCCCUUCCGUGUGGCGGGCGCGACAAGCUACGGGACGAGAACUUCAAGUGGAAACCGGGCGAUGCCAUUGAGUUCAUAGGAAGCUGCCGAAGCUCCUUGGCGCUGCGGCAUCCGGGCAUGAAGGAUUUCGAUGAGGACCCUGAUGAGCGGUUCCAGAUGGCGGUGCGGGACAUGACCCGAGAGCACCGGAAGAAGAUGGCCGAGGAGGCCGCGGCCAAAGAAGCCGAGGCCAAAGCGGAGAAAGAGGAGGCCAAGGAGGCUGAGAGCAAGUGA